Molecule: messenger RNA, 964 nt
Organism: Phoenix dactylifera (date palm)
Lineage: Eukaryota; Viridiplantae; Streptophyta; Magnoliopsida; Arecales; Arecaceae
Source: RefSeq, a predicted model, not a curated record
UCUGGGGUUCUUGAAACCUUUUCUCUGCAUCAGCAGAGGUAAAAGGAGAUUAGAUGGGAGGACCGAAGCUGAAAUCUUCCUUCAAAUCCCUCCAAGAAGGCAUCACCAGCCUCAAACCAUUAGGUCCCCUCUGCAUCCAAGAGUCCAAGACCCACUCCUUCAGAGGAGCGGACCAGUACUCCAGCUUCAAUUACGUCUACUGCUCCCCUUCCACCUACUCUUCUUCUUCCUCCUCAUCAGGUCUCUCCAAGCUUCUCUUACGGCAACCCCACCUCGAGGAGGAUUUCCUCUCGAGUGCCCCCACCACCUCCACCAUGUCUUCCUUCUCUUCAACUGCGCAGCCCGAGGAGGAUCCAAACGGCCUCCCGAAGGGCCCGAUAAGCUCCACCAGGUUCUUCUUCACCCCCUGCACCACCAAAUCCAUAAUGGAGGAAGCGAAAGCCGAGACCGAUGUCCUAAAGAUGUCGCCUUUCGGUGAUCCAUGGGCGGAGACCGGGGUGGCGGCGGGGCCGUGGAUCGAGAAGGCCUCAUUCCAUGAGGAGAGUGUGGCGCUAGCCAUGGCGUCGGACGACCCGUACCAUGACUUCAGAGCGUCGAUGGCGGAGAUGGUGGAGGCGCACCAGCUGAGGGAGUGGCCUCGCCUCCACGAACUGUUGCAUUGCUAUCUGAGGCUGAACGAAGAGAAGACCCACGAGAUUAUACUGCUCGCAUUUGUCGAUUUGCUCAUGCACCUUGUGUCUCAGGAUAAAGAAGGCUUCUCUGCCUCCUUCCCCACUCAAUGCCACCCACAACAUGAGUGCUAGGAGUUCUUUUCUCUUUUUUUUUUUUCCCCUUCGUUUUCUUUUCCUUCUUCUUUACUGUUAUGUGAUAUGGUUUGAUGAUCAUGCCCCCGUUUUUUCUCCUUUCUUUGGUAUUUUUACUGGAAGGUAUGAAGUAAUUAAUGAGAGGUUAGAUUUCAGGUGUA